UCAAUGUCACUGUCAAAUAAAAAUCAAUACAAGCCCAAAGCUUUUGUACGAUUUUAUUGUUGUUGCGAGUUUUAUUAAGUUUAUAGAAGAAAAUCCGCAUUUACUCUUAUUAAAAGACAAUAAAAACUAUUAAUGAAAUAUAAAAACAAAAUGGCGCAUAGAUGGAGGGAGGAGGAAACGGUGGCUUUUGUGAACAUGUACAAGCAAUCACGAUGUCUUUGGGAUAUCAACGAUAAGCAUUAUAAAAAUCGACACGCGCGUCUAUCGGCGCUCAAAAUGAUGAUACAGUCGCUAGAAAUCCCUGGACUAACAGUGUACGAUGUCAAAACAAAGAUUAAGAACCUGAGAUCGACAUACCAUCAGGUUGUGAAGAAGGUUGAAAAUUGCAGGAAAGAUGGUCAUGUUUAUGUCCCUCGGUUGGUAUGGUUUGAUACAUUUACAGAAAUUAUCAACAGCGAAAAUAAAAAGAAUGUAAAAGAGGAGUUUUCUAAUGCGAGUUCGGACACUGUGAAUGAGUCUUCCACUGAUGGAUACUUUGACAGUCCGCACACACAAAGCCCUGAACCUGAUAAUGACACAGAAAACUACGAAAGCAAGGCAGAAAUCCAUUUUGCGGAAGUGUGCAGUUACAGUCCGCCAAAGAAAAAGCAAGCUACAGUGUCUAAGGAUAAAAUUAACACAUUAUUGGAAAAGAUACAGAGAUUGGAGCAAGGCAUGUCGUCACAAUCAACGGGCUUAAAUAACUUGGAUGAGUUUCAACUGUUUGCAAUGAGUAUAGCCGAGCAAUUGAAACAGUUACCUCUGGUUACAGCAUUGAGGUUACAGGUAGAAAUACAAAACCUUGUCGCAAAUGAGAGAAUCAGUGCUACAAAUUCCAAUGAGUGAAGAUACAGCAAAAUAUGAUGAAGUUUGAAACAAAUGAAUAGUUAUGUGAAUGAGGUCUAACAUUUACUUAUUUCUUGGUUGGGGACAACAGGAGAUCCUGAUGAUCUGUACUCCCAUUCUGGGAUGAUUUCACCUGAUUCCCAAAACAUUUUUUACAUUGUGACUAAUUUUUUAGGCAUUUCAAAAAUUUUUUGGGGUUGACAUAACUUUUUAUUAAAAUUAUACACUUACCAAUCAAUAUAUUCACUGAUAUCUGACAAAAUCGAUCAUUUUGUAGCAAUUGUAUCAAAAGCACUGGCGUUUCAAGUGUUGGUACAAAACAUAUAAUUUAUUUAUUUUGCUUCUUUUUUUACAUUAUGUAAAAUAUUAUGCGAAAAUAGGCCAUCAUUUUAAAAUAUAAAAUAGGUAUAUCUGCUAGCAUUAGAGUUAAGAGCGCCUAGGGAUCCAACGAGAGUAAUCUCAAUAUGCUGGCUGUGUCCGCCUCAAGUAUAUCUCUUGAUUCAAUGGACGAGAGGGAGCGACGCCACAUAAUUGUGGAUUUGUAAUUUACAAAUUUAUUUUUAAAACAUCAGCAACGUCGAAGGAUAGUUGACAUAAACAACGACUUUUGUUCGACGAGUUUUGAUAAUUCGUUAAAUUUUACCAUCAUACAUGAAUAUUUAUUCUUUAAAUUAUUCGUUUCAACGCUAAACACUUGAACAACACACACACACAAACAUGGUUUGAAGUGGGUCGGCGGCGCUAUCGCGAAGGCGCUAACGUGGAGGUACGAAUGUAAGGACAGGACAAAAACAUUUUUAACAUAUGUAUUGAGUUAUAUCGAAACUUGUAGAACAGAUUGCUGAAUUAAUGUAUUUAGUUUUUUAUUAUAUUUUUCACUUGAUUAAAGUGCGAAAAGUAUUAAUAUUUUUAAAUGACUAUUGUCAAAUUGUUUUUAAAUCAAUGGUAUAUUCUUCACUUAACAAUACAGCAAAAUGUUAAAUAAUUAAUUUAAUUUUAAAGAAAUAAAGACAUUUUAAUUUUGCUUUUAUGUAUGUGAAAAGUCCCUUGUCUCCUGACAAUCGGAAUAAUGAGUUGUAACUAGUGAUGUGCCAUUCCCAAAAAUAUACUUUAACAAAAAGGUUCCCAAUUUUGUGGGAGCGGAAAGUUGGAAUCCCAGGUAACAUGGAGAUGGGAAUGGCACAUCACAAGUUUUAAACGGCUUAUGAUAAUUACAUAAACAUAAAGACAUUAUUUUAUUUAUUAUGUAAAUGAAUGAUGAUCAUUAUAUGUAUUUUGUAAAUACAAUAAUGUAAACACUAUGAACAUAGCUGUCAAGAUGCGAAAUAUUAAAAAUAAUCUUUAAUUAUGGAAAUGUAACAUUUCCCUAUAUAAAAGUUUUUAUUAGAUUUAUUUAAGAUUAUUAUGGAGACAAAUAUUAUUAAACAAUUCUUCCAUAUUACAAAUAAAGUAAUUAUUACACGC
Messenger RNA from Plodia interpunctella (Indianmeal moth), 2349 nucleotides. RefSeq lists its product as uncharacterized. NCBI's taxonomy places the organism in Eukaryota, Metazoa, Arthropoda, Insecta, Lepidoptera, Pyralidae. Gene Ontology annotation, molecular function: DNA binding. Bases 133 to 885 code for a protein of 250 amino acids. The transcript is spliced from 2 exons. The record is from RefSeq and is a predicted model, not a curated record.